Molecule: messenger RNA, 905 nt
Organism: Coffea eugenioides
Lineage: Eukaryota; Viridiplantae; Streptophyta; Magnoliopsida; Gentianales; Rubiaceae
Product: dihydroneopterin aldolase 2-like
Exons: 3
Coding region: 177-602 (141 amino acids)
Biological process (GO): folic acid-containing compound metabolic process
Cellular component (GO): cytoplasm
Molecular function (GO): dihydroneopterin aldolase activity
Source: RefSeq, a predicted model, not a curated record
UACGCCUAUGGUUCAUGGGGAUCCAAAUGUUAUUAACCCUUUCUUCUUUUCCCCCGGCUUUGUGGAAUUUAGUGUAGGAGGAAUAACAAAACAGGCAAAAGCUAUUGGUAGUGGUUUCUGAACUGUAGAUAAUCUAGGCGGCGCUGCCGUGUUCAGCUCAGUCGGUUUCUUGACUGAUGACGUCAUCACCCAGCAUUUCUGCAGAUACAGAUCAUAAGGUGUUAAUAAUGGGAGACAAGCUUGUACUCAGAGGUUUAAAGUUCCACGGGUAUCACGGGGUGAAGCAAGAAGAAAGGAAGCUUGGCCAGAAGUUCUUGAUAGAUGUGGAUGCCUGGACUGAUCUGCGAGCAGCUGGUACUUCUGAUCACCUCUCAGAUACUAUAAGUUAUACUGCCAUAUAUGCCAUUGUCAAAGAAGUUGUAGAAGGACCACCAAAAAAUCUCUUGGAAUCUGUGGCUCAACUCAUUGCAUCUACAACCCUGUCCAAGUAUCCUCAGAUUUCUGCAGUUCGUGUGCAGGUCGGAAAGCCACAUGUUGCUGUUCAUGGUCCGGUAGACUACUUGGGUGUUGAGAUCAUACGGUACAGAAGUUCUGAUUUAUAGAGUAUUGUCACCUGACCUCAUUUCUUGUAUCAAUAUAGGAAGUUAUAGCCACUCUUGAGUUGGCAAAUAUGUUUUCGAUUUAAUAGCUGUUCAUUUCACCUAUUAUUCAUGCUACAACUAUUAUUAUUGUUAUUGUUAUUAUUUUUUGGUAAUAUCCAAUGCUAUAGCUACUUUCGGCAAUGUGGCGUAGGGAUUUUGGUAGCCGUUUCCACGGGCUUUAAUUUGGCUGUGUCUCUCGCCUGAAUCUACCAAAGGUGUUACAAUGUUUGCGGUGAUCAUAGUAAAUGUUUAGUUGCCAAGAAA